Molecule: messenger RNA, 2030 nt
Organism: Onychostoma macrolepis
Lineage: Eukaryota; Metazoa; Chordata; Actinopteri; Cypriniformes; Cyprinidae
Product: transmembrane channel-like protein 2-B
Exons: 12
Coding region: 107-1918 (603 amino acids)
Biological process (GO): detection of mechanical stimulus involved in sensory perception of sound; vestibular reflex
Cellular component (GO): plasma membrane
Molecular function (GO): mechanosensitive monoatomic ion channel activity
Source: RefSeq, a predicted model, not a curated record
UUUUUUUUUACUAUCGGAUUCUGUGUAAAAGAGGUUGAAAGGUUGCUGUUGUCUUAUUUGGAUUAUACCUUUUGCUUUUUUACAGGGUUAUUGCAAGUACUCCAUUAUGUUUUAUGGUUAUUACAAUAAUCAGCGAAGUAUUGGAUUGCUGCAGUUCCGGUUACCCCUGUCAUAUCUUUUAGUUGGAGUUGGGAUAUUUGGCUACAGUCUAAUGGUGGUUAUCAGAACAAUGGCAAAAAAUGCCAAUGAAGGAGGAGAUGGAGCAGAGGAAGGUGCCUUCACCUUUUGCUGGAAGCUGUUCACUAGCUGGGAUUACCUUAUAGGAAACCCAGAGACAGCUGACAACAAGUUUGCCUCCACCACCACAAGCUUCAAGGAAUCUAUAGUGGAUGAGCAGGAGAACCUAAAAGAUGAGAACAUUCACCUGCGUCGUUUUCUACGUAUCCUGGCGAACCUUCUCAUCCUGUGUUGCUUGGGUGGGAGCGGAUACCUCAUCUACUAUGUGGUCAAAAGAUCUCAGGAAUUUGCCAAAAAGGACAGGAAUGAAUUGUCGUGGCUUCAAAAAAAUGAGGUUGAAAUUGUGAUGUCGCUGUUGGGAUUGGUGUGUCCACCUCUGUUUGAGGUUAUAGCUGAGCUGGAAGACUAUCACCCUCGAAUCGCCCUAAAAUGGCAGCUGGGCAGAAUCUUCGCCCUCUUUCUGGGCAACCUGUACACUUUUCUGUUUGCGCUGUUUGAUGAAGUCAAUACAAAGCUUGAAAAUGAGAAAGAGAUAAGAAAUGAAACCAUCUGGGCUCUUAAAGAAUACUAUGCCAAUUACACCUUAUACCAUAAUGUCACAGAAAACAUUCCCCCUCCAAACAUCUCCCCAGCUGAUGUCAUCAGGGGUCCUUGCUGGGAGACAGAAGUUGGCAUUGAGUUUGUGAAGCUCACCGUAUCCGAUAUCCAGGUGACAUAUCUGACCAUCCUGAUAGGGGACUUCUUACGAGCCGUGAUUGUGAGAUUCCUCAACUAUUGCUGGUGUUGGGAUCUGGAAGCUGGCUUUCCGUCUUAUGGAGAAUUUGACAUCAGCGGUAAUGUGCUUGGGCUCAUCUUUAAUCAGGGAAUGAUCUGGAUGGGUGCAUUCUAUGCCCCUGGGCUGGUGGGUAUAAAUGUGUUGCGUCUGCUGAGCUCCAUGUAUUACCAGUGCUGGGCUGUGAUGGCCUGUAACGUUCCCCAUGAGAGAGUGUUCAAAGCCUCACGUUCUAACAACUUCUACAUGGGACUGCUCCUCCUCGUCCUCUUCCUCAGUCUCAUGCCUGUGAUCUACUCCAUUAUGACCCUGCCACCGUCCUUUGACUGUGGACCCUUCAGUGGUAAAGAUAAGAUGUUCGAUGUGAUCACGGAGACUAUAGAGAAGGACUUGCCACCUUUUAUGACUGACAUCUUCGGUUAUGCAUCCAACCCAGGCCUCAUCAUUUCAGCAGUCUUGCUCAUGGUGUUGGCUAUUUAUUAUCUGAAUGCUGUGUCCAAAGCAUAUCAGAACGCUAACAUGGACUUAAAACGCAAAAUGCAAAUGCAAAGAGACGAGGAGAAGAACAGGAGAAACAACAAGGACAGCACCAACCAGGUGAUGAAAGACCUGGAGGAUCUUAUGCCCAACAAGUCCCUGAUUCCCCCGCCAUCUGCUGAAGAGACUGAGAAACCAGCUGACCUGCUCAGCAAGUCACCAAAGGUGACGAGCAAACCAGGUGCUGCAGCCACUGGGAAAGGGGUACAUGUUCAGAAGGAUGUGUCUUUGGCUGCUGCAAAUCCUCGAGCUCCAGUGACUCGUCCGCCAGGUCCCAGGCCACCCGGGCCUCUGCCAGGUAAUGCACGCGGACCUCCACCAGGUCCACAAGGCAAGGGAAGAGGGAGAGGUGGACCACCACCACGAAGAUAGUGCAUGAAGAAUGCACUAACAGUUUCUUUUUGUACUAGAUACUAAAUUUGGAACCAAAUCGAAUUUUAAUACUAUUACACAAUGAGGAUGACCUGUAGUUAAUAUUUUUAUG